Talaromyces proteolyticus is the source of this 2115-nucleotide messenger RNA. RefSeq lists its product as uncharacterized. Bases 105 to 1958 code for a protein of 617 amino acids. The record is from RefSeq and is a predicted model, not a curated record. The transcript has 3 exons. NCBI's taxonomy places the organism in Eukaryota, Fungi, Ascomycota, Eurotiomycetes, Eurotiales, Trichocomaceae.
UGCCUGCUGCUUCUCAGACCUAUUGAUACUGCAUGACUUUAUGUAGUCCAACCAUCCGCUCAGAAUCAUCGAUAUUAUAUUUCCCCAAUUAAUCGCCCGUCAAAAUGGCAGACGACGAGGAAAAGGCCAAGGCUGAGAAGCUCGCCGCCGCCCGAAAGCGAGUUGCGCAAAUGCAGAAGCAAAAGGGGAAAAAGGCAGGCAAGAAAUCCGCUGCUGCAGAAACAAGCAAGGAUGACUCUGCGGCGAAACCAGACAGCAAUGAUGCCGACGCAGAACAAGCCGAGCCAGAGAAGAUCGAUACAGAAAAGGGAGAUGGAGAUGAAUCACCCACUGAACCGAUGCCGGAUGCGCCAACUUCUCCGGCACCAGACGCCAGCCCUGCUGGUGGCGAGGUUCGAGAGCUACCGACUCGGGGCGCACAUGCUCGACAGCCCUCGUUGUCUAUGCAGUCGAAAAACCGGUCUUCUUCGUUCAGAUCGUCGAUUUCGUCGGCUAUUCCGCAGGUUCCUAGUGUGAAGUCGCCUCCCCUGCCACCGUUAGCUCCAGAUGAGCAAGUCCAUGAAGUGUUCCGGAAACAAGCUGCGAGAGUUGAGGAGCUCGAAAAGGAGAAUAAACGACUGGAGAAAGACCUCGAACAUGCGAAUACACGGAAACAAAAGUCCGAGGACGAGCUAGAAGAGCUUCGCGAAUCGAGCGUCGAGGUGGUUGAGCUGAAAGAUCGCUUGGAUAGGGCAGAGAAACAGGCCGCUGAGCUAGAGUCAUUGAAAGCUGAAAUUGCGUCCCUGCAACGACAGAACUCCUUACUCCAAUCCAAAACACACCGAGCUAAUGCAGCUGUGGCUGGAAGUUCAGACUCUCCACCGUCAGAGUUCUUGCAGGAACUGGAGUCGAAAUCAUCAACCAUCGAGGCCAUGGAAAUUGAGAUAUCUAAUCUACGCGCUAAGUUAUCAUCAGAAUCGACGUCAAGCACCAGUUAUCAAAGCCAGAUAACUGCUUUAGAAGAGAAACUCUCCCAGAGUGAAGGCGCUCUCGAGAAGACAAAGCGAGAGCUUUCAGAUGUCAAACAAUCAUUAACCCGAGCGUCUGAGAAGGCGGUGAAAGAAGGCGUUGACAAAACGAGCACGGAGACAUUAAUCAAGAGUCUGCGAAGAGAGAUUGAGGAGCUCCAAGAAGCCAAAUCUACCACAGAGAAAAGGGCAGAAACACUAGACAAGAAGCUACAAGCGCUCGGGAAUCUACACAAGGAGUCUGAAGCUCGACACCAAACUAGACUGAAAGACCACGAGAAACUUGAAAAGGAAGUGGCUCUUUUCAAGAAGAAACUCACAACCGUUGAAAACGAGAAUCUUCGGUUAAAGGAAGAAAAGGAGCGCAGCAAGAAGCGAGAAGCUGGAGGCGAAGGAAACGAAGGCUUGGAUGAGCUUGAAGAUGAAGAACGCGAUCGAUUGGAACGCAGAGUGCGUGAACUCGAAGGCGAGAACUUUGAUCUACGACGGGGAGUAUGGAAAGAACGACGAAAGGAGCUUGGAGGCGAAGAAGGAGACGAGGAAACGGAGCCAUCAACGAGCCCAGGAAACACCUUUGAUGAGGUGGAUCUGAUAGGAGGUACUCCAAACCAUUCACGGCGCCGCAGCCGGUCACAGCAGCAGCAUUCAUCAUUUACAACAGUUCUCUCUAGCGGUUUCGCUGCUUUCACAAGCCAUAACAACAAUGCCCACAACCAUCCGCCAGCAGUCCGAGGCAGUCUGGAGCUGCUCGCAGAAGAAGACAAUGACGAGUUUGACGAGAAUGCAUUUGCCCUAGCACAGGCCGAGGAAGAAGCGCGCAAACGAGUGGAAUGGGCGCGCGAAGUCAAACAGAAACUCAAAGGUUGGAAAGGCUGGAGGCUGGAUCUAGUCGACAGUCGAGCUGGAGCAGAGGGGGCCGGCGUCGCACUGGGCGAGAUAUUCGAGGUGUAGCUACAGUUCUUGGAUGCAGUAGUUGAUAGCAUACGAAUGAUGACAGUGUAUUAGUAUUUAUAAUUUAUUCGUGAUCGCAUUAUGACAGUUCAAACGAGAAUUCUUUGAGAGCCAGCCUUAUCGGACGGGCUAGCGGCUGGCGGAAUCGGGAUAGCUG